Messenger RNA from Cotesia congregata, 636 nucleotides. The record is from the annotation of a GenBank genome assembly. NCBI's taxonomy places the organism in Eukaryota, Metazoa, Arthropoda, Insecta, Hymenoptera, Braconidae.
AUGACUAAUGAUCAAGGGUUUUUAUUUCUAAGGGCUGGACUGUUAAAAUAUUACUUGGAAAAAUUUUGGAUUGGAACUCGUUUUAUUUCUUGGGCUGAGCAGAAUAAUAUACACUUAAAUAUUGAAAAUAUUCAUUGGUGUACGCCGGACUCGAACCCGGUCCAAUGCUUUGGUAAGCAAGGGCCGGAUCCGAUAGGCUACUGCGCGCCGUUGGAACACUGGAUAGAUCUUAAUCCUCGGAGCUUCAUACCGGCGCUUGAUAUUAUCACCUCUGUAUUUUUUAUGAAUAUUCUUAGAACUGAUACGUCUGGACGGCCAAUAAUUAGAACUGUGUCCAUAAUAGGGCUGGUAAUUGCCCCGAAGGUCUCGAGACAGCCUAGCUAGCACAAUGUUUGGAUCCAAGAGCACAUCUUGGGAAAUUAGAUCUUCCGGAAGUUUCGGCUCUUCUGGAGGCUUCACUGUAGUAUUUAAAUUUAUUUUUUGAUCUUCGCUGGAUUUAUUACUAACAGAUUCCAGCGAAGUGUCGUAAUUAGCAAAAUUAUCUGCUACAGAUACAGUUGAAUUAAAAUUAACAACUGUAGAUGAAGAAAUUGCUUCUUCAGUAACAAUAUCUUCACUUUUACAGAUACUUCCGAU